AUGCGGGUCGGGAAGUUUGAGCUGCGCAUACACGUCGGCAGUGGGUGGCCGAAGGAGCUGCGGCAACAGCCAGGCCAGCAGCAAGCGCAGCAGCAGCAAGCGCAGCAGCAGCAGCAGCAGCAGCAGCAGCAGCAGCAGCAGCAGCAGCAGCAGCAGCAGCAGCAGCAGCAGCAGCAGCAGCAGCAGGAGACGGGGCAGACGGGGCAGCAGGAGCAGCAGGAGCAGCAGGAGCAGCAGGAGCAGCAGGAGCAGCAGGUGGCAACUGCAGCAAACGGCAGCAUGGGGGCGGGCGUACAUGACACCAGGGUACUGCAGCCGCUGCCGCUUCCACUUCCCUCGCAGCGCCAGGCGCAGCCUGCCUCUGGCGAGCAAGGAACUGCCGCCGUGGCCAGCGGCAAGCGGCGGGCUGGUGCACAGCCGGCGCCCAGGGAGCACAACACACGCGCUGCUCUUGCCAAGCGGCAGAGGGGCGAGGCAGAAGGGGCGGCGCAGCUGGCGGUGACGGCGCAGAUGCACCAAGGAAAGGAGCAGCGGCAGCCCAAGCAGCCAUGGCAGAUGUGUGAGAACCAGCAGGCGCCGCCCAACAGGGACCAGCAGGGUCUCAAAAAGUCCAACAGGACAGGCAGAUUUGCUGUUGCAAGCGACACUAGCGGCGGCAGCCGCGGCAGCAGCAGCAGCAGCGGCAACCUUGAUCCUGCGCCCACAGGCAUGGUGGCGCCGUGGGCGAUGGGGCAGUUGCCUGGCGGCUUCUUUUCGCCCACGCUGCCGCCGCCCAUGAUCCCCACGGUGCUGCGCCCCCCCAUGCCGAUCGUGCGCCCAGGCAUGGACAGGACGGCGCUCCCGCACGAGGAUGCGCAGCGCAUUCGCGCGCAGCAGCAGAUGGCGGUGAUUGCGGCGGCUGCGGCUGCAGCGGCGACGACGCUGCAGCACCAGCAGCAGCAGCAACGGCUAGGCGCGUGA
Monoraphidium neglectum is the source of this 960-nucleotide messenger RNA. RefSeq lists its product as hypothetical. The record is from RefSeq and is a predicted model, not a curated record. The transcript is spliced from 2 exons. Lineage: Eukaryota; Viridiplantae; Chlorophyta; Chlorophyceae; Sphaeropleales; Selenastraceae. Bases 1 to 960 code for a protein of 319 amino acids.